Messenger RNA from Caenorhabditis remanei, 5370 nucleotides. RefSeq lists its product as uncharacterized. Gene Ontology annotation, biological process: negative regulation of cell adhesion; regulation of cell shape; motor neuron axon guidance. The record is from RefSeq and is a predicted model, not a curated record. Gene Ontology annotation, cellular component: semaphorin receptor complex. Bases 1 to 5370 code for a protein of 1789 amino acids. The transcript is spliced from 14 exons. Gene Ontology annotation, molecular function: semaphorin receptor activity; protein binding. NCBI's taxonomy places the organism in Eukaryota, Metazoa, Nematoda, Chromadorea, Rhabditida, Rhabditidae.
AUGCUCCUCGUUCGAUCGGCGUUACUACUCUUAAUAAGCCCAAUUCUAUGGGCGAGAGCAGCCGAUGCGGCGGCGGCAUCUCUUGAAGUAUCAGAAGGCGUCAAACAAAAAAUAUUCCAUUCCGCCGGACACAUUGACGACUUCAUUGUCUCCAGGGACCAACAGACGAUCUACGUUGCAUCUGUAAACCGAAUAACAUCGUUACACCUCUCAAACUUUUCGAUUCAAAAUGAAGUCUCGUUGGGUCCGGUUCAGGAUUCUCCGUGGUGUUCGGCGGAUGGAAAGUCUUGUUUGAAAGACAAUCGUCCAUUCUCCACCGACGUCCACACCAAGAUCCUCGAAAUCCUUCCAUCUGACCAACUCCUGCAAUGUGGCUCCGUCAAACUAGGGUCCUGUUCCACCUACAAUUCAAAACUCUCACUUCUAACCGAAUCAAGUAUCCCCGUGGCAGCCAACUCUCCCGAUGCCUCUACAGUAUCCCAAAUAAUUGAUAACCGGUUGAUUGUCGCAGCGAGUCCCACAAAAGAAUCCCCCUAUCGAGAUCCAUUUCCGGCAGUUGCCAUUCGAAAUCUACCUGGACUGAAUGUAGAAAAUGCAGGAGAUCUGGAAGGAGAGGCUGCCGUGUUUCUGAGAGCUGCUUAUCGGAGUUCUUUUCGAUUUCUCCACACUUUUUCACAUCAACAUUUCAUUUUUGUGGUGGCUACAGUGACGCCAAGAGAGACAAGGUUGCCGGUUACAACGAGAUUGAUAAGGUUUUGCAGGAAUGAUACGAAAUUCGUCUCUUACUCUGAAAUCGAACUGCAAUGUCGUGGAGAAGACAACACCAACUACCCGAUCAUCAACGCCGUCGUCCAAACAGGCGAUAAACUGAUCGCCUCAUUUGCCACGUCACCCACCUCCAGAAAAAGUUCGAUUUGUGUUUUUUCGAUGCAAAAAGUGAAAUUAACGUUUUGGUAUAAUGUGGACAGGUGUCGAAGUGGAACUGAUUCGAUCAAGUUGCCACAUAUCGGAAGGGAUACCAAGUGUGUUAAUAAAGCCCACAUCCCACUUGACGAAGAUAGCUGUGAACUGGGAGUUGGUGGAUCGAUUGAACUUGUGGAAAUGGCUACGAAAGAGAUUCACGCAAGGGUUACAAGUUUGAUGGCAGUAGAUCAGAAAGCCAUCUUUGCAGGGACCUCAUCGUCGCAGAUUGUCAUGCUAAAAUGGGACGAACAAAACACUAACAAGCUUGAGGAAUAUGGAAGGAAAGAAGUUGGUGAUGGAAGAACUGGAAGUGAAAUUUCAAAGAUGGUCAGAUUUGGAGAUUUUGUGUUGGUGCAGAUGCCGUAUGGGAUAAUCAUGGAAGAGCUCUCCACCUGUUCCCAUCAUGACUCCUGCACCGAAUGCCUGGUUUCAGUGGACCCACUCUGUCAGUGGUGUCAUCCAACACAGUCUUGUACUACGUCGACAAGGUGUACUGGACCGGUGACCACGCAAUGCCCGAUUGUCGAUGGUGACCCAAUUCCUUCUAUGGUGUCUGUCAACUCCUCUACCUCCAUCGCCUUCAAUAUCCACCAUCUUCCUCCUCCUGUCGGUUUCACUUACAAAUGUCAAUUCGGCAUGAAAUCCCACUCAAAAUCUACCAAAGCCAACUGGACGUCAUCUGGAAUUUCUUGUCCGUCGGAGGUCUUUGAAUCGCCAAAAACAUUUGAAAUUUCAUUGAUGACUUCCAUUUCGAAGAAUCCUAUCAGUCGUCACAACUUCACUGUUUACGACUGCUCGGGUUACGGUACAUGUUCCACGUGUAUGUCAUCUGAGUUCGGAUGUGCAUGGUGCUCGGGAACACACAAAUGCUCCAACUCUUGCGGUUCCACUCCUGCAAAAGCAUGCGUCAAGAUUCAACCAAUGAAAGUUCCGAUUGCAAUAGGAUCCCAACAGGAAAUAGUUCUAGAGGCGUUGAACUUGGACACAUUGGACAAGAAAACGGAACAUUUUUGUAAAGUGAACGGACAAGUGGCUCCUGCGAAGAUAGCCAGUGACAGUAUCAGAUGUGGAAAGUUGAAAUUGGCUUCGGAGAAUCAGACAAGUGCAAAUAUGGUUGUACCGUUGAGUUUGAUGGCAAAAGAUGUUGUGGUGGAUAUCGCGAUUGUAUCUCUCUACUCCUGCUCGAACCUGGCGGCCGACUGCUCCAGCUGUCUCGCCUUAUCCCCAUCCCUCUCCUGCGGUUGGUGCAAUCGGAAAUGCUCCCACGAAUGUCAUGAAGCCAAGGCCACUGCUGUUUGCGACCCGCCGAGGAUUGAUAGAUUCGAGCCAUCCAGCGGACCGAUCGAAGGAGGAACUAUCAUCAAAAUCUAUGGAAACGACCUGGGAAUGUCAGUGGAAGAUGUUCGUGGGAAAGUCUACGUGGCUGGAUCAAGAUGCAACAUUGUGGAAUAUCAUGUCUCGAAUAUGAUAGCUUGUCAAGUUGACAAAGGAGUUAGUUCUGGACCGAUUCGGAUUUCAGUGGGACGAGCUACAAUGGCAGUGGCGGAGAGUACUGAUUUGUUUUCGUUCGUCAGAAUCUCCAUUUUCUCUGCCUACCCGUUAUACGGUCCGAUAUCAGGAGGUACCCGGAUCACACUAUACGGUCAGAAUCUGUCAAGUGGAUCUCGGAUAAGUGUGACAGUCGGAGGGAACCCUUGUCCGAUAGACAAGGUGAACUCAUCCGCAGUGCUGACUUGCCUCACUCCACCUGGAUCGAAUGUUGGAAAAUCUGCAAAAGUUGUUGUACAUGUCGACCACUCUCAAAUCCAACUCGACCAACCAUUUGAGUAUCGAUCGGAUCCAUCUGUCAAUGGGAUCUUUCCACUUUCCUCGUUCAAAGCUGGUGGACGAAUCAUCUCAGUCCAUGGAUCAUCAUUAAAUACAGUCCAAUCUGCUAGAAUGUUCCUCAUCUCCUCACCAACACCUCCAUUUGAUGUGAUCUCUGAUCUGGCACCGUGCCAUAUCAUCAACUCCACUCUGAUGACUUGCAUGACACCGAAAAUUUUGGAGACUAUCACAAGACGAGUGGAGUAUACAAGGCAGCCAGUGGGGUUCUUGAUGGAUAACGUGACAGCAGUAGCGAAUCUUGGACGACGGAUUCAGAUGGGUGUCUACCCAAAUCCAAGUUUGUCGGCGUUCAAGGGAAUCCGGUAUCACCAAGGAGAACAGUCACUGAUACUCGAGGGCCACAACUUGAACUUAGCCGCGGAGCCCAAUGACUUCAAGAUUUUCAUUGGGAAUGAGAGAUGUUAUGUGACUCUUGUAGACGUGAGACAACUGGUGUGCUCCGGACCGAUCAAACAACCAAAGGCUACUGAUGAGAGAGGAGUUCCAAUCAAUGGAGACAACCCACUGGUCACUGUGAUAGUUGGAUCGCUGAGAAUGGAGUUGGGUUUAAUUGAAUACUCGGAUCAUGCUCUACCAUCCAGACUGUCUUUGUUAAUUCUCGGACUCUGUUUAUUCAUUGUCAUCACUCUUAUCAUAAUGUGUCUAAUUUUCAAACGAAGACGACAAGAACGUGAAAAAGAAUACCGGAAGAUUCAGUUACAAAUGGAGAAUUUGGAGAACAAUGUGAGGAAGGAAUGUAAGCAAGCGUUUGCGGAACUUCAAACAAAUCUAGUGCUAUCUCCUAAAUCUACGGGUACAAUAACUUCCCCGGAGCUCAUUAACUUCCCCCAUUUUGUGGAGAACUUGUUGUGGGCGGAUAACAAUUUGAAUUCGGCGCCAAGUCUUGCCAAAACUCUCCCGGUUACUCUUGCUCAAUUCCAUGCACUUCUCAGUUUCAAAGGAUUCAUAUUCACAAUAGUGGACGCUGCGGAGUCAGAUGUUUCUAUUUCGACGUCGGAGAAAUCUACAUUGGCAUCACUCCUCAUUUCAGUUCUACUCAGAAAUUUCUCAUAUUGCACUGAAAUUGUGGUGGACCUCCUUAGAGCUCAUAUCGCUAAAUCAGUGCAAGCGAAACGUGCUGAGUUACUGUUCCGUAAUAGUGAUUCGGUAGUGGAGAAAAUGUUUUCAAAAUGGAUGAGUAUUUGCUUGUAUGGACAUUUGACACCCCAGCUGAAUUCAUAUUUCUAUUUGUACAAAGCAUUGCAAUAUCAAACGGAUAAAGGACCGGUGGACGCGGUGACUGGAGACGCGAGAUAUACGAUAAAUGAAGCGAAGUUGUUGAGGGAAAGUGUCGAGACGAAGACUUUGAAAAUCAACAUUAUUCCAUUCGAAAAAUGCGACGAGUCUAUCCAACUGGAAGUUCAUGCCUGUGACGCUAUUUGCCAACUGAAACAAAAAGUUGCAUCAGCAGUCUACAAGGAAACUCCAUACUCGCAACGACCGAGGAUAACCCAAUUUGAAUUGAAAUUCAAAUGCCCCCGCCGUGGAGAUGUGAAGCUCACCGAUGUGUCCGCCGUGGAAACGUUGUCACAGAAAAAGUUACCGGUGAAGUUGUUAACUCUGGCGGAUUACGGUAUACAGGAUGGGUCGACGUUGGAGAUGUCGCCAGCGACGUAUACAGCGGAGAGUUAUAGAAAUUCUCUCGCCGACUCCGGUCAAUCCUCCUGGUCAUCUUUGGACCGGUGCUCUCCAAUCUACUCAUCAUCCAAGUACUACCAUCUCACCAACCCCACAUCUGGAACUAUGACAUUCAAGAAGAAGACAUCACCAUCUGAAAUUCCCAAAUCCAUUCCAGAAGUCUAUCUGACGCGCCUACUAACCAGCAAGGGAACUGUAGAGACCUACGUGGAAGACUUCCUUGAAUCGGUUCUCUACAUGCAUGACUCCACUUAUCCUCCGAUUCUCAAAUUCUUCUUCGAUAUACUGGAUAGAGAGGCGUCGAUAAACGGAGUGUCAGAGAAUAUCUGUCAACAGUGGAAAGCAAAUGGAUAUGUACUGAGAGUUUGGGCGAACUUUGUGAGAAAUCCGCAGCUAGUGUUUGAUGUUCCCCAUUCGGUGUCGAUGGACGCGAAUCUGAGUACGGUGGCGCAGACUAUGAUGGAUUGCUUCUCAUUCUCUGAACCAGUUCUGGGAGCUCACUCCCCCUCGUCUCGUCUUCUAUUUGCAAAGGAUGUUGCCAGGCUCCGCCCACUUUCAGUCGACUUGUUCAAACGUGUCAAAAAUAGUCCGCCUUUGAGAAUGGAUGAGUUGCAGACGGAAUUGGUUAAUAUGGCUAAUGACGUCUCCACCUGCAAAGGGUCUUCCCUCGCCCUAUCCGAACUCCUUUCGUGGGUCCGAGGCAAUGGAAUUCGAAUAUCCCAACUAUUAUCCUCAAACGAGGAGACAAGUCAACAACGUCUUCCACAAAAACUCUCACAAGUACUUCAUGUUUGUUUGGAGACUGAUAAUCAUAUCUAUUCUACUAUUUCUGAUUACGAAUGA